AUGGAAGCAAACCGGACCUGGCACGAGCCUGUGGUCGAGGUCUACUCGAACCUCAUCACGCCCGGCGUCUGUUGCUCUGCAGCAGCUUACGACUUGGCCAAUCGCCGAUGGUAUCAGUUCAAUGCUGGAGAUCCGGCAGUGCGGGAUGCCGGUUGGCGCCACGAUACGCGACUAGAUGAGGUGCCUGACGACGAGUGCUCAGCUCGAUGGUCGAGAAGCAUAUCAAGGCACACUACCGCUCGACAGCCACUCUUCCUCCCUGGAACACAAUCAACACGAACUCGAGCGGCCUCCCGGUCACUUUCGAACUCUCCGAGGAAGCCCUAG
Messenger RNA from Neoarthrinium moseri, 327 nucleotides. RefSeq lists its product as uncharacterized. NCBI's taxonomy places the organism in Eukaryota, Fungi, Ascomycota, Sordariomycetes, Amphisphaeriales, Apiosporaceae. The coding region runs from base 1 to 327 and encodes 108 amino acids. The record is from RefSeq and is a predicted model, not a curated record. The transcript has a single exon.